Vitis riparia (riverbank grape) is the source of this 1329-nucleotide messenger RNA. RefSeq names its product membrane-associated protein VIPP1, chloroplastic. NCBI's taxonomy places the organism in Eukaryota, Viridiplantae, Streptophyta, Magnoliopsida, Vitales, Vitaceae. The record is from RefSeq and is a predicted model, not a curated record. The transcript is spliced from 11 exons. Bases 121 to 1095 code for a protein of 324 amino acids.
CCACAAACCAGGAAGAAGGGACAAGGACAGUGAACCCAAACAAUCAAAGGUGUGGGAGUGGAAAACCCCCAAAUUUUCCUACGCUUUCUCUCUCUAGAAAUCUGUUUCCUGGAAAAAAAAAUGGCUACGAAAGUCCCCAUUGGUGCUGGGUUAAGCUUGGCUUCGCCGCCAUGUGCUUCCAACGUCCGUUCACUUGUCCUCAAAUCUGCCUUCUUUGGUCAUGGUGUGGGAGCUCUAAAAGUUAGAGGAAUACGAAUAGCUCGUUCCAGUACAUACAGAUGUAAUGGUCAUGGAGGGGGUGCUCUUGGUACCCAGAUGAACCUUUUCGAUCGAUUUGCUAGAGUUGUCAAGUCAUAUGCAAAUGCGAUUUUAAGCUCCUUUGAAGACCCUGAGAAGAUUCUAGAACAAACUGUGCUUGAAAUGAAUGAUGACUUAACGAAGAUGCGUCAAGCUACAGCACAAGUUCUGGCAUCUCAAAAGCAGUUGGAAAACAGAUAUAAAGCUGCACAACAGGCUUCUGAAGAUUGGUACAAAAGGGCACAACUUGCUCUUGGAAAGGGAGAUGAGGAUCUUGCCCGUGAAGCUCUUAAGCGGCGUAAAUCUUAUGCUGAUAAUGCAAAUGCUUUGAAGGCUCAGCUUGAUCAGCAGAAGACUGUCGUUGAAAAUCUUGUCUCUAAUACACGGCUUUUGGAAAGCAAGAUACAGGAGGCAAAAUCAAAGAAAGACACUCUCAAAGCACGUGCUCAGUCUGCAAAGACUGCAAGCAAAGUGAGUGAGAUGCUGGGGAAUGUAAAUACAAGCAGUGCUCUUUCAGCUUUUGAAAAGAUGGAGGAAAAAGUGUUAGCCAUGGAGUCUCAAGCUGAGGCACUCAAUCAGUUAUCCACUGAUGAUCUUGAAGGAAAGUUUGCAUUGCUGGAGAGUUCUUCAGUUGAUGAUGAUCUUGCAAGCUUGAAGAAGGAACUAUCUGGGAGCUCAAAGAAAGGAGAGCUGCCACCUGGGAGAACCGCGGUUGCCUCAAACACAGCAUUCCCUUUCCGAGACUCUGAGAUUGAAAAGGAGCUGAAUGAACUGAGGAGAAAAGCAAGUGAGUUCUAGAACCCAUGUUCACAACCCAAAGAUCCACUCUCUACUCCAAGAAAGUUGUAUUUCUUUCACCAGAAAAUUCUGCAAGUACUUUACAUAGCCAUUAACAGUGUACAUUUACCAGUAUCUCCUGAACAAUGUGAGGUAAUCUUCAGCAUUUUAUUGUUGUACAUGAUCCCCUUACAGACUUUCUUUUACUAUGGAUGAUUUCUUUCAUAAUUCUAUAUCAUCUAAUUCCAUAUUUAA